AUGCCAAGCGAGCAAAUACUACCAGUGCAUGCUAGUGCACCAGAGGCAGAGUCACCUAGUGGCACGGGCCUCGGUGACAAGAAGAAUUUUAUUUACGGUGGUGUUGGUGGCUUUGCCGGGUUGGGUGGCUAUGCCGGCAUUGGUGGUGUGCUGCCAAUCCUCGGUGGCCUUGGUGGAGGAAUUGGCAAAGUUGGUGGACUUGGUGGGGUUGGUGGGAUAGGUGGCAUUGGGGGUGCUAGUGGUCUUGGCGGUGCAGGUGGUCUAGGUGGCAUUGGGGGUGCUAGUGGUCUUGGCGGUGCAGGUGGUCUAGGUGGCGGCGCCGGUGGACUAGGUGGUGGAGUUGGCGGCGCGAGUGGUGCCGGUGGUCUGGGUGGUGCUGCUGGUGGUGGAGUUGGUGGUGGCCUGUUCCCACGUCCUUAA
Molecule: messenger RNA, 420 nt
Organism: Alnus glutinosa
Lineage: Eukaryota; Viridiplantae; Streptophyta; Magnoliopsida; Fagales; Betulaceae
Product: glycine-rich protein 23
Exons: 1
Coding region: 1-420 (139 amino acids)
Source: RefSeq, a predicted model, not a curated record